AUGAAUACAGCAUCAUCAUCCCUUUGUUCUUCAAUUCUUCCACCACUAUCCUUUUCUCCCAGCUCCCUGCAACACCCGAAAAUGCGAUUUCGUAGAUUAAAGAGAUCCAGUGGCCAAUUUGUUGCCUGUGGAAGAGGGUCCAAUGGUUGGGAUUACAGAGGACUGCUCGUCGAUGAAAGCAUGAUCGUGCUGAGGAAGCGCAUUCAUGAGAUGAAGGUGAUGGAGCGUAACUACGAGCCUCCUGCAGAAUGGAUGGAGUUGGAGAAGCAAUAUUAUGUGUGCUAUGAUGAAUUUGUUUGUAAAUUUGUUGGGUUUCUACAAACACAGUUGAUGAAUACAAGGCCUAGUAUGGCUCUUGGGAUGCUGGUGAUCAUCACCAUUAGUGUCCCAACAUCGGCACUUGUGAUCGUGGCGCGUUUGAUCGAGGCAGCUCAUGGGGUUUUGCCAGGAUUUCAUCUUAGUUGA
Molecule: messenger RNA, 465 nt
Organism: Ilex paraguariensis (yerba mate)
Lineage: Eukaryota; Viridiplantae; Streptophyta; Magnoliopsida; Aquifoliales; Aquifoliaceae
Source: the annotation of a GenBank genome assembly